This is a messenger RNA of Meloidogyne enterolobii, 2340 nucleotides long. The record is from the annotation of a GenBank genome assembly. Lineage: Eukaryota; Metazoa; Nematoda; Chromadorea; Rhabditida; Meloidogynidae.
UUUAGACCAAUCAAUUGUUUUAAGAUAAGAAUGGAUACUUCUUGUCUUGUUGGAUGUACACCAAUUCACCUGGAAGAGGAGCAUGUGUCUAAAUUGAAGUUUUUAGUUUCGCAAAUUUCAAAUGAAACGGCAAAAUCCAUGGAAGAAAAGAAUUUGGAACAAUUCCAACGACUUGUUGAACUUUAUGGAGAUGAACCCCAACUUUUGGACCCAGCACUGAAUGAGUUGGUAGCUGGACUAAUUAAACAUAUCAGAUGGCCUUUACCUGAUGAACUCCAAAUUUUAGAUAAUUCAAGCAUUGUAGCGCUGACUUACCUUCGUGUUUUGUGUCUUGUCCGUGGUUAUAAAUUUUUAAUGAGGCUUCUUCCGCAUGAGUUUGAACUACUCGACCCAAUCCUUUCUUGCCUUCAACAUUUAAUAACAAAAAUGUCAACAUGUCCCAAAGAAGACAAAUUUUUAAACAAAAUAUUAAUUCAAAUGCUUGUUAUCUGGUUAAUGUUAAUUUGCAAAAAUCCUUUCAAUUUAGAAUUGCGUUAUUCGAGGAAUGAUUUAACAACUAAAACAACAAAUUCUGCUUCUUUUGCAGAAAAUAUUGUGAAUUGUUUAGAUGAAAUUUUGAAAAGUGAAACUGUUGAUGGAAGAUUGUCAGUUGUCCCAACUUUACUAGCCCAAAUUUUAACUAGAGCGCCAGUCAAUACCAAAGCUUUGGAAACUCGUUUUUUAAAUUUUCAAAAUGUUUUUGACAAAUUUCAAAGUGAAAAGGAUGGUGGGCGUCAAUUAAUUAAUCAAUUAGCUUUGGCCAAUGCUUUACUGAAAUGGGGCCGUAGAAGAGAUAUUAAACCAUUUACUGAACAACUUUUUUCUUCACUUUCAAAAGAUUUUUUAUUUUCCCAAUGCCCAAAUAUUUUGGUUCGCCAUUUAAUCUCAAAACUUCUUCAAAGAAUUUCACUUGUUCUGCUUCGUCCUAAACUUGCUAGUUGGCGUUAUCGUUGUGGGUAUCGGUCUAUAGAGGAAACUUUGAGGAGAGAUAAAAAUUUAAAAAUGGAUUCUGCUUCCUCUUUACAAGAUACGAAAGGUCAUCCAAAUGAAGAAGAGAAUUCUCAAAAUGAUGAUGACGACAGUGAUAUUCCUUACGACUUGAUUGAAAUAAUUUUGGGACAACUUUUACUAAAGUUGCGUGAUCGAGAUAAUUUGGUUAGAUGGACAAGUGCUAAAGGAAUAGCUAGAAUAUGUGCUCGAAUUCCGUUGGAGAUGGCAGCCCAAGUCGUCUCGUCAAUUUUUAAAGACAUUUUUGAAGACAAAACAGACUCAAAUGUUGCCAGUUCUUGGAUGGGUGGAUGUUUGGUGUUAGCUGAACUUUGUCGUCGUGGAUGUCUGUUGCCUGAACAAGUUCCAAAGGCUAUUUCACUCGUACUUUCACGCUCUUUAAUUUUUGAUUCAAACCAAUUUGGUAGUGUGCUAGCUUUAAAUAUUAGAGAUGCUUCUUGUUAUAUAUGUUGGGCAUUUGCUAGAGCUUACGAGGCAAAAUUUCUUCGACAACAUUUAAAACCUCUUGCGGGAACUUUACUUUCAGUUGCUUUAUUUGAUCGAGAAGUUAAUGUUAGAAGGGCGGCUAGUGCUUCAUUUCAAGAAAAUGUAGGCCGUAACGAUUCUUUUCCUCAUGGCAUUCCGGUACUCCAGUUGAUCGAUUUUGGUGAAAUUGCAAGGAUAAAGCAUUGCUAUUUGGAAAUAUCUGUUGAGGUUGCUAAAUUUCCCGAAUAUGUCCAGCCAAUGCUUGAUCAUUUAAUUGAGUUGAAAUGCCAACAUUGGGAUGAAUCUAUAAGAGAAUUGGCUGCUGAAGCUUUACAAAAAUUGGCCCCUUUUGAUUUUGAAUAUUCCGAAAAUGAGUUGCUACCGAAAUUAUUUAAAAGAUUAUAUUCUUUGGAUUUAAAUGAAAAACAUGGGGCAUUUUUUGCUGUUGCUGGGUUACUCGAAGCUUUGUCUGUUCGAAGUGAACAAGUGCUCAAAAAAUAUUCAGCUUUACUAUUCGAAGCAAUUAAUGUCAAUUCAAUCCAAUUAAAUGAUCAUCGCAAAAAAGGUUUUUCGCUUAAUGCAAAAUCGUUAUGUAGAAUUAUUCGAGCUCUAUGUACAAUUGAAUGUGUUUUGGAUGUUGAACAGCUCAAUAAAUUUCACAAUAUUUUGGAUGCUGUAAUUGGUGAAGAAAACAAUCAACUAUCAAUUUAUGCCCAACAAGCAUUUCCUAGUUUAAUGGCUUAUUAUAGAGGAAAUAAUCUUGAUCAAUUAUUGAAUAGGUUGAAGAAUAAAUAUUUUCCAGAGGUUUGUGAAGGAGAAAAUUUGUGA